AUGGUCACACAGUUACACCUGCCUUCUGUCGACCAUCUCAUCCGGGAGCAUCUUCUUGACACAGUCAAGUUACUUGACGAGCACAGCAAAUCCAGCAAGACUCUUAGUGUAGUCGACUAUGGCCUCAUCCUAGGAUUUACCAGAUGGACUGGUCUAAGAUGUAUCGCAGAGUCGUUCUGGGCUUCGAUGCACGCUGAUAAUGUUGUCCCGGAUCUCAAAUGUUACAACAAUUAUCUGGGUGCCAUUGUUUCGAACCUGCGUCAUGAUCCAGAUGCUAGACACAGUCGUCGGUUGAACGCUUAUAGAACCAAGGCGCGAUCUCGGGAAACCCCUAGUGCAAGACAUGCAGCCUAUCGCUUUGGCAAUCGGGGUAUAAAGCAGGAGGCGAUGGACUUCCACCGCGAGAUGGUGAAGAAUGGAAUCGUGCCGGACGAAGAAACGUUUCGCCUUCUGAUACUCGGUGUGUCCCGAGAAGGAGAUCUUGAUACUGUCAAGAAGAUCCUAAGGCAAGUAUGGAGUAUUGAUGUCGAUGCCGUUGUCGGCGAUCUCGAUGCAGGUGAUGCAGCGCGAGAGCUUCGCAUCUCACCAACGUCACCUUUGUAUCCGACCCCAUCCCUAGUGUAUGCUAUCGCGCACGCUUUCGGCAUCAACAAUGAUAUUCCAACAGCUCUUCGUCUGGUGGACCACGUUUCACGGACCUACAAUAUCAAAGUACCCGAUUAUGUCUGGCAUGAGCUUUUUAACUGGACGUUUGUGCUUUCUAGACCUCGUCAGGCAUCUAGAAACGAACAAACCUACUUGGCCAAGGCUAGUGUAAAGAAUAUUUGGGACGUGAUGCGAAACCAGCCCUACAAGGUGCAACCGACCAUCGACAUGUACAACAAACUCAUCAAGAGUCUCUUCAAGCAACAAAGGACCAAAGACAUGUGGUAUUAUAUGUGCGAGGCAUUGCCACUGUACGAGGCAAUGCGCACAAAGACUCGAGAGUUGUACGAGACACUGCGAAAUGCUCUUGGACCUUCAGGUACUGAUGGAGACGAGACUCGCCCGAUCGGAAGACUCCACCAAGAAUACGCUCAAAGCAGACUUGCACAGAAGUCUGCUCGCCUAUGGCUCAAACGCUGGGUGCGUCUUUUGUUAGCAACUAUGCACACAUGGCGCAAAGUCGAUAGAGAUCUCUUCUGGAGCACCAUCCAGAUACCCAAGGUCAUCCUUGAGUGGCAAGAGUUCAUGCCCAGUAACGCGUGGUAUGACAUUUCUGCAGGCAGAGUGGACAUUACACUUCGCACAUGGCAGGAGAAAGUGUCGUAUCAGACGGAGAUCAUGGAUGUCAUGGACUUGAAUGACAGAGUUCUGGACAAGGGUGGCCUGUUAAAAACACAUGACGGCAAUCGCUACAUACUAACUCGUCGGCAACAAAGAGCUGCAGCUCGACUUGUGUAUAUCAGUGAACAGAGCAAGGUUAAGGAAGGUCGAACAUAUCAGAUUGAGCUCCAGCCUGAUCAUGAGUAG
Molecule: messenger RNA, 1512 nt
Organism: Aureobasidium subglaciale EXF-2481
Lineage: Eukaryota; Fungi; Ascomycota; Dothideomycetes; Dothideales; Saccotheciaceae
Exons: 1
Coding region: 1-1512 (503 amino acids)
Molecular function (GO): protein binding
Source: RefSeq, a predicted model, not a curated record